Molecule: messenger RNA, 2916 nt
Organism: Saccharomyces kudriavzevii IFO 1802
Lineage: Eukaryota; Fungi; Ascomycota; Saccharomycetes; Saccharomycetales; Saccharomycetaceae
Gene: NAM7
Product: ATP-dependent RNA helicase NAM7
Exons: 1
Coding region: 1-2916 (971 amino acids)
Biological process (GO): nuclear-transcribed mRNA catabolic process, nonsense-mediated decay
Cellular component (GO): cytoplasm
Molecular function (GO): zinc ion binding; RNA helicase activity; RNA binding
Source: RefSeq, a predicted model, not a curated record
AUGGUCGGUUCCGGUUCUCGCACUCCUUACGAUUUAUCAAAUUCCCCAUCUGAUGUAAAUAUCCAACCUGCAACACCACUAAAUUCCACCUUGGUGGAGGAUGACGAUGUGGAUAAUCAACUUUUCGAAGAGACUAAAGUUGCCGAAACUGGGUUUCCUCCUGCAUCAGCUUCCGGCAACUCAUGUGCAUAUUGCGGUAUAGAUUCUGCGAAAUGUGUCAUAAAGUGCAAUUCAUGUAAGAAAUGGUUUUGUAACACCAAGAAUGGUACAAGCAGUUCUCAUAUUAUCAACCAUUUGGUUUUGUCUCAUCAUAACGUGGUUUCUCUGCAUCCAGACUCUGACUUAGGGGAUACAGUAUUGGAAUGUUAUAACUGUGGACGCAAGAAUGUGUUUUUAUUAGGAUUUGUUUCUGCUAAAAGUGAAGCCGUAGUUGUUUUACUUUGUAGAAUACCUUGUGCUCAGACAAAAAAUGCUAACUGGGAUACUGAUCAAUGGCAGCCUCUAAUUGAGGAUAGACAACUUUUAUCAUGGGUUGCCGAACAACCUACCGAAGAGGAGAAGUUAAAAGCCCGCUUGAUUACUCCCAGUCAAAUUUCCAAAUUGGAAGCCAAGUGGAGAUCCAAUAAAGACGCCACGAUCAAUGAUAUCGAUGCACCAGAGGAACAAGAGGCAAUUCCACCUUUACUCUUGAGAUACCAGGACGCCUAUGAAUACCAAAGAUCUUACGGGCCCUUGAUUAAAUUAGAGGCCGAUUACGAUAAACAGCUCAAGGAAUCUCAAGCACUGGAACAUAUUUCCGUCUCAUGGUCCUUAGCCCUAAACAAUAGACAUCUAGCAUCCUUCACAUUGUCUACUUUCGAAUCAAAUGAACUAAAAGUUGCCAUUGGUGAUGAAAUGAUACUAUGGUACUCCGGAAUGCAACAUCCCGACUGGGAAGGUCGUGGAUACAUUGUUCGUUUACCAAAUAGCUUCCAAGAUACUUUUACAUUAGAAUUGAAACCAAGUAAGACUCCACCACCAACUCAUUUAACCACUGGUUUUACUGCUGAAUUUAUUUGGAAAGGGACUUCUUAUGAUAGAAUGCAAGAUGCCUUGAAAAAAUUUGCCAUUGACAAAAAAUCGAUUUCAGGAUAUUUGUACUACAAAAUAUUGGGUCACCAGGUGGUUGAUAUUUCCUUUGAUGUUCCAUUACCCAAGGAAUUCUCAAUUCCAAAUUUUGCGCAAUUAAAUUCAUCUCAAUCCAAUGCCGUUAGUCAUGUCUUACAACGUCCAUUGUCUUUAAUCCAGGGCCCACCAGGUACUGGUAAAACUGUUACAUCUGCAACGAUAGUAUACCACCUUUCCAAAAUUCAUAAGGAUAGGAUAUUGGUAUGUGCCCCAUCCAACGUCGCUGUGGACCAUUUGGCCGCCAAAUUGCGUGAUCUGGGUUUGAAAGUUGUCAGACUUACCGCAAAAAGUAGAGAAGAUGUAGAAAGUUCUGUCUCCAACUUAGCUCUGCACAAUUUAGUUGGGCGUGGAGCUAAGGGCGAACUGAAAAAUCUACUGAAACUGAAGGACGAGGUCGGUGAAUUGUCUGCCUCCGAUACGAAAAGAUUUGUCAAGUUAGUAAGGAAAACAGAAGCAGAAAUUCUAAAUAAGGCAGAUGUUGUCUGUUGUACAUGUGUUGGUGCCGGUGAUAAGCGUUUGGACACAAAAUUCAGGACCGUAUUGAUUGAUGAAAGUACACAGGCUUCGGAGCCGGAAUGUUUAAUCCCAAUUGUCAAAGGUGCCAAACAAGCUAUUUUGGUUGGUGAUCACCAGCAAUUAGGCCCUGUCAUAUUGGAACGUAAGGCGGCAGAUGCUGGUUUGAAGCAAUCUCUCUUUGAAAGAUUAAUCUCUCUGGGUCACGUACCAAUUCGAUUGGAAGUGCAAUACCGUAUGAACCCUUAUUUGAGUGAGUUUCCGAGCAAUAUGUUUUACGAAGGCAGUUUACAAAAUGGUGUGACAAUUGAACAGCGUACUGUGCCAAACAGCAAAUUCCCAUGGCCCAUUCGUGGUAUUCCAAUGAUGUUCUGGGCUAACUAUGGCAGAGAAGAAAUUUCUGCUAACGGUACGUCCUUCUUGAAUAGAAUCGAAGCUAUGAACUGUGAACGAAUUAUCACCAAGCUUUUUAGAGACGGUGUCAAACCCGAACAAAUAGGUGUUAUCACACCAUAUGAGGGACAAAGAGCUUAUAUUUUACAGUAUAUGCAAAUGAAUGGUUCAUUGGAUAAAGAUUUGUAUAUUAAUGUGGAAGUUGCUUCUGUAGAUGCAUUCCAAGGUCGUGAAAAGGACUAUAUCAUCUUGUCAUGUGUCCGUGCCAACGAACAACAGGCUAUUGGGUUUUUGCGUGACCCCCGCCGUUUAAAUGUGGGGCUAACUCGUGCUAAAUAUGGUCUCGUCAUUCUUGGUAACCCUAGAUCCUUAGCAAGAAAUACACUAUGGAACCAUUUACUGAUACAUUUCAGGGAAAAGGGCUGCUUGGUGGAGGGUACACUAGACAACUUGCAGCUAUGUACUGUUCAAUUAGUCCGCCCCCAACCAAGAAAAACGGAACAGCCAAUAAAUCCUCAAUUCAACAUGGAAUCUGAGAUGGGUGACUUCCCAAAAUUCCAAGAUUUUGAUACCCAAAGUAUGAUGUCAUAUAGUGGGCAAAUGGGUAGCUUCAGCAAUGGAUUGGUUGACAACACAGAGCUUUCUUCUUACAUUAAUAACGAAUAUUGGAAUUUUGAAAACUUUAAAAGUGCUUUUUCUCAGAAACAAAACCGCAAUGAGAUAGACGACAGAAAUCUAUACCAGGAGGAAGGUCCUCACUUAGAUUCUAAUUUUGCCAGAGAAUUACAAAGAGAAGAACAAAAGCAUGAAUUGUCAAAAGACUUCAGCAAUUUAGGAAUUUAA